Messenger RNA from Soboliphyme baturini, 734 nucleotides. NCBI's taxonomy places the organism in Eukaryota, Metazoa, Nematoda, Enoplea, Dioctophymatida, Soboliphymatidae. The record is from the annotation of a GenBank genome assembly.
AUGACUAUAGAGGGGAAGACACAAGUAGACUUGAAAACCAAAGCGAUAGUACCCCUGUUGAAGAAGGGAGAUCAUUGGGAGCGCUCCAGUUGUCUUGGCGUUACCUUACUGAGAAAGCCUCCCUGGAAAAGUCUACGCAAAGGUGUUGGAAAGGAGGUGCCCCGGAAUUUCGAACAACAACGUGAUCUGGAGAUCAACGAGCUGCGACAAUCUUAUGACAGAAAAAUUACCGAGCUUUACAGAGAAUUAUGCAUGAAAAACAGUCAAUUGUCAGCCACUACCAGUCAGUUGAGAAUUUUGCAGAUGGGAAAUCAGUCUCCGACUCAACAAUUUUUACCCGAUGCCUGCCGGAAGUACCAUAAAAGCAAUGCGAACGAAUGCGACAGUCCGUUAUACGAUAGUUUUGCGAAACUGACCGAUGAGGAUUGGCUUAUGUCAAGCGAAAACCUGGAAUCGGAUGCCGAAAGGUCAAAUCUGAAGAAACAGCUACGGUCGUGGGUAGAAAAAUACAAGAGGCUGAAAUCAAAAUGUCGCGACCGACUUUCAUCAAUGAGCCAAGAACUACGUGGUAUUCGCGUUGAACUGGAAUCGACCAAGGUUCAACUGUCACUUCAAGAGUCCGAAAAUUUUGCUCUCAAAGCGGAAAAUAGCCAGGUUAGUAGGAUAUGGUUUAACUAUCCCUUCCCUGUCAGAAUGCUUGUUUUCUGGUGGUUUGGUUGGUUUCGCUUUUAAUU